Messenger RNA from Emericellopsis atlantica, 1968 nucleotides. RefSeq names its product Lin1 family protein. Gene Ontology annotation, cellular component: U5 snRNP. The record is from RefSeq and is a predicted model, not a curated record. The coding region runs from base 144 to 1514 and encodes 456 amino acids. NCBI's taxonomy places the organism in Eukaryota, Fungi, Ascomycota, Sordariomycetes, Hypocreales, Bionectriaceae. Gene Ontology annotation, molecular function: protein binding. The transcript has a single exon.
UGGCUUUUCGAGGUGUGGCGUCAAAGUUACAAACUCGGGUCGCUUUCUAUUGCGACAUUGUGAUUCACAAGCUCUCUUCUUUUGAACCAUUAUGGUUUCUAUGCUUCAAAGCCAGCUUGCACAGUUCGCUGGUUCAUCACGAUAUGGCAUCAAGGUUUUCGGCUGCGCGACCUAGUCGAGAGGGCGAGGUCUACGCCCGUGCACAGCACAACGAUUCGAAUAACGACUCGACGAAUCUACAAUUCGACGUGCGCAACCCGUCCAACCUAGCGCCGGAAGCUCGCGAGGAUGACGCGAUCCUGGAGGCCGACGUGAUUGGCGGCGGCAGAGCGACAAAGCGCGGUGCGGUGAACGUGGAUGGCUACGACAGCGACUCGGACAAUGACACCUUCAACGAUAAGGCGCAAAAGAGGAAAAAAGGCGACGUCAAUAUCGGCAAUGCCUUUGGGAACUACGAUGCGUCUGGCACAGGGCCAGAAGGACAAAGGGACACGGCAGCCAACGAGGACGACGACGACAUGUUCGCACCAGACGAUGACGCAGCUGCUGGUGCCGAUACGGACGAUGUUGGUCCAGCAGACGUUGAUGCCGCUGGCAUCAAGCCAAAGCACGUCAAGUUUCUCGACGCCGACAAGAUCGAGGGUCAAGUGAGCUCGGCACACCUCGAUCAUCAAGAUAGCAGCGACGACGAGGAAGAUGUUGCGCUCGCCGUCCAGGAGGAGGGUAUUGACGAGGAAGUUGGCGCGGGAGGAUUGAAACGCAACGCGCCGAAGCUCGAAGGCUUCAAUCUACAGAAUGAAAUGGAGGAGGGUAAAUUUGAUGAGCAGGGAAACUACGUUCGCAGAGCCGGUGAUCCCGAUGCCGUUCAUGACAACUGGCUGGAGGGAACAAGCAAGAAGGCCAUCCGCAAAGCUGCCGAAGCCCACCAGAAACGGGAGGCCGAGGCACGACAGCAAAGGCUGGACGAGGACAAUGUCUCCGUGUCGGAUCUGCUGAGAAGCCUGAUAUUGCAGCUCGACAAGGCAGAGACUCCAUUGGAGGCUCUUGCACGCCUAGGGAAGAGUCAAAAGCCGAAGAAGAAGAUACCCAGCUGGAAACUCAAGAAGAUGAAGAAAGACACCAUGGAUGUCGAUCAGGAGGCCGAGAACCCUGAGCAGGCCAAGAUCAAGGAGUCGAUACGUAUCAUCACAGACGCGUCAGACAAGCUCUUAAGUCGCGACCACGAGGAAAUCUACGACCAAGAGCGUGAGAUUCUUGUGCGAGAAUGGAGUCGGGAAACUGGAGAAGACUGGGUCGAGCCUCGAGCGGCGGAUACUGCUGAGACUGCUGCCGACCCAAACCGAAAGUGGUUGUUCAGAUGGGUUGACGGGCGCGAUGACGGGGCGACACAGGGCCCCUUUGACGGCAGUGCCAUGAAGGCUUGGCAAGAUGCUGGAUAUUUUGGCGAGGGCGUCGAAUUUCGCGCCGAUGAAGAGGGGGCAUCAUGGACUCGUGUUUCUCCCUUUGCCGCAUGAUAGAGCUGCAGUGGGGUCUAGGUUGAAGAUGAGGUCUAUGGGUUCUGGAAGACCCUACUCAGGGUGAGCGGGAGCAAUCAGCAACACACUCAGCCUUCGCGGCAACAGAAAGGAGGUCGUGGCGCCCUUCUGGCUGGAUUUUCGAGCCAUACUCUCGAAACACGUACCGAGGUACAUCUUGCCCAUUAAUCGAGUCUCCUGGGGUUCAGAACAACGUCGGCCCUUCUGAGCACUUGGAAAGCAUUGGAAGCCAGAAACAGACCCAGGCCCGCCGUCGUCACUACUGUAUCCCUGUCAUUACUACAUUAUCCAGUAGACCAACAACUUCUGCUGGAUGAGACAUCGCCCUUGAUAAACCCACCAAUAGCAAAGGUAGUCGGAACAGAAGAACCAGACUUCGUACACACUCUAGCGACCGGGGUCCUGCGAGCGGUUCACACAGUACCUAGUUGAA